CUUCACGCCGCGGCCGGGGCCGCCCUCUUCCUCCCUCUCCGCCUCCCUCCCGUCCCCGGGGCCGCGGCACCGCCUCCUUCCGCGCGGCGCGGCUUCCUCCGGACCGUUCGGCGCGGGUGAACCCUGUACCCAGAGACAGCUAGUGCUGAUCCUGUAACCCAAAGGAAGAAAAUCCCUGGCUAAGCUCAGCUUUGAUAUUGGUAGCACCAUGUCUUUGAAGAUCCAGACAAGCAAUGUAACCAAUAAGAAUGACCCCAAGUCCAUCAAUUCUCGGGUCUUCAUUGGAAACCUCAACACAGCUGUGGUGAAGAAGUCGGAUGUGGAGACCAUUUUCUCCAAGUAUGGCCGUGUGGCCGGCUGUUCUGUGCAUAAAGGCUAUGCCUUUGUCCAGUAUGCCAAUGAGCGUCAUGCCCGGGCAGCUGUGCUGGGGGAGAAUGGCCGGGUUCUGGCUGGGCAAACUCUGGACAUCAAUAUGGCUGGAGAGCCCAAGCCCAACAGACCCAAGGGGCUAAAGAGAGCAGCAUCUGCCAUAUACAGUGGCUACAGCUUUGACUAUGAUUACUACCGGGACGACUUCUACGACAGGCUCUUCGACUAUCGAGGCCGCCUUUCACCAGUGCCCGUACCCAGGGCAGUCCCUGUGAAGCGGCCCCGGGUCACAGUUCCCUUGGUUCGGCGUGUCAAAACCACCAUACCUGUCAAGCUCUUUGCCCGCUCUACAGCCAUCACCACUGGCUCUGCCAAGAUCAAGUUAAAGAGCAGUGAGCUGCAGACCAUCAAGACAGAGCUGACACAGAUUAAGUCCAACAUCGAUGCCCUGCUGGGCCGCUUGGAGCAGAUCGCCGAGGAGCAAAAGGCCAACCCAGAUGGCAAGAAGAAGAGUGACAGUGGCAGCAGCAGUGGCAAUACUGGUGGCAGCAGUCGGCCACCAGCCCCUCAAGAGGACACCGUUUCUGAGGCAGGCACACCCCAGGGAGAAGCACAGGCUCGAGACGACGGUGAUGAGGAGGGGCUGCUGACACACAGCGAGGAGGAGCUGGAGCACAGCCAGGACACAGACACGGAGGAUGGGGCCUUGCAGUAAGCAGCCUGACAGGAAUGAUGACCACCGGCAGGAGGAGGGUGUGCACUGUCCAGGCCUCAAGCUGGGCACCCACCCCUGGAUGCCAUCCCCAGCAGAUCCCAGAGGAGAGCUGGCAGCAGGCACCUCCUCCCCCACACAUCCCAGCCAGUGCCACAUCCUCUGCAGGUGGAGUUACCGGCCUCCCCACCCCACGCAUCCUCCCUGUCGGCACUGCCCAGGACAGAGCACAGAGGUUUCCCCACACUCUGCCUCCCUUCCUCAGGACACUCCCAUAUUCAGGGGUGGGGGUGGGUGGGUGUGGUUUCUGUAGGUUUGGAGAGGUGGGCCAUAGCGAGGGGACCCCAACAAUAAACGAGAUUGGAUCCCAACUUGCUCUGAGAUGGGAUGGUUU
This is a messenger RNA of Talpa occidentalis (Iberian mole), 1475 nucleotides long. It is a transcript of the gene RALY, whose product is annotated as RALY heterogeneous nuclear ribonucleoprotein. Lineage: Eukaryota; Metazoa; Chordata; Mammalia; Eulipotyphla; Talpidae. The coding region runs from base 209 to 1084 and encodes 291 amino acids. Gene Ontology annotation, cellular component: nucleus. The record is from RefSeq and is a predicted model, not a curated record. Gene Ontology annotation, molecular function: RNA binding. The transcript has 10 exons.